This is a messenger RNA of Trifolium pratense (red clover), 3978 nucleotides long. RefSeq names its product probable leucine-rich repeat receptor-like serine/threonine-protein kinase At3g14840. The record is from RefSeq and is a predicted model, not a curated record. Gene Ontology annotation, biological process: protein phosphorylation. Gene Ontology annotation, molecular function: protein binding; protein kinase activity; ATP binding. The transcript has 24 exons. The coding region runs from base 629 to 3676 and encodes 1015 amino acids. Lineage: Eukaryota; Viridiplantae; Streptophyta; Magnoliopsida; Fabales; Fabaceae.
GUAAAUCUUGACUUGUAGUAUAUUGCAUUUUCUGAGUCUUCUCUUCAAUCUUUUUUCCUAUGUCUAAUAACUCAUCAUUUUGCAAUCAUCCAUGUGAAUUACUGUAAACAGUAUUGACCCAUAUAAUUUACUUCAAUUUGUCUUCUUUGUCGACUGAUUCAUCAUCAAUGCACUUUAUAUAAUUUUUAAAAAUGAUUCAUAAAGUUUGAAAAUUCAGACACCACUCACUUUCUUUGGAACAAUAAUUGUAGCUUAUCUGUUUGCAAUAAUUCCUAGCUGGGACGUACAUAUAGUACAUGCAGAAUAGUCUAAAGCUUCAUUUCUAAAGAUUCUCUUCAGUUUUUCCUAUGCCAUAAACUUCACUUUAUCUUUCUGUCUGAAAUUAAUGAAAUUUAAGAUAAUUACUAAUGAACGAAAGGUAGACGGGCAACAAGUUGCACCGCCUGUAUAGCAAAAUUUGAUAAUUCGUAAUCACAUUAGUUGUUCAUAGACAGAUUUAGUCAUUAAAUUAAAUGCUUUAAGGACUUUGUCCUGCCUCUUAAAUUUCCAAACUCACUAUAUUCAUACUAUCCCUUUACCUCUAAAUUACUGAUAUAUCUCAACUUUUCUUUUCCUUGUUAAUAUUAAGAUGACCACUUCCUCUCAAUUUCUCUUCAUUCCACUAACUGUCAUUUGCUUCAUAUCUCUAACAGCUUUUGCUGCUACUACUAUUCACCCAGUCGAAAAGAAAGCUCUCGAGGAUAUAGCUAAAUCGCUUGGUAAGAAGGAUUGGAACUUCAAUAUAGAUCCAUGCAGCAACAAAUUUAACUGGGUUACGCCUCCAAUACCAAAUAACCAAAGUAACAAUGCCGAAGUGGUCAAUAAUGUCACCUGCAACUGCUCUGUUGCUGGUGAUAACUUCUGCCAUGUUCUUACAAUAGAUUUGAAUGGGCAAAGUCUCCCUGGCACUCUCCCACCAGAACUGAACAAGUUGCGUUACCUUCAAAUUAUUGACCUCUCUCGCAAUUACUUGAGUGGUACAGUUCCUAAAGAAUGGGGCACCAUGACGGCUCUUAUUAAAAUUUCUCUUCAUGGAAAUCGGUUAACGGGUUCAAUACCAGUGGAGAUUGCAAACAUAUCUACUCUACAAAUUUUGGAGGUAUGGACCAAUCAAAUGUCUGGACAUCUUCCUCCUGAGCUUGGGAAUCUAACCAAAAUUCGAACAUUGCGAAUUUCCUCUAACAAUUUUACUGGAGAACUACCCGUGACAUUGGCAAAGCUCACUAUAUUGCAAGAUUUCCAAAUUGACGACAACCAAUUCUCUGGAAAGAUACCUGAUUAUAUUCAGAACUGGAGAAGUAUCAAUAAACUAAUGAUUCAAGGAAGCGGAUUAAGUGGGCCGAUUCCUUCUGGAAUUUCACUUUUGAGAUACUUAACUGACUUGAGAAUUAGUGAUUUGAAUGGAUCUGAAUAUGCACCUUUGCCACAACUUAAUAAUAUGGCAUUGUUAAAAACACUGGUUCUAAGGAAUUGCAAUAUCAACGGAACACUACCUAAAAAUUUCGGGAAUAUGACAGCAUUAAAAACCUUAGACCUCAGCUUUAACAAAUUAAGUGGAACAAUUCCGAUGACCUUUGCUGACAUGAGCAAUGCUGACAUAAACUUGACAUACAUAUUUUUAACUGGAAACCUUCUCACUGGACAAGUGCCUACUUGGGGAAAGAAGGUCUGGGUAGAUCUUUCAUACAAUAACUUCAACAUCAGCCAAGGGAGUCAGAUGUGUGAAGAUGAAAAAGUGAACUUGUUUUCUCCCUCAUGGGCACACAAUGACAUAGGAACAGAUUCGUGUUUGAGAGAAUGUCCCAAACCGUCAUACUCCCUUUAUAUAAAUUGUGGUGGAAAACAAGCAAAAGUCAACAACACAAGCUAUGAUGAUGAUUCAGAAUCAUCUGGAUCAGCUAGAUUCGUUGCCAGUCAAAUGGGAAAAUGGGCAUCUAGCACCACUGGUGCAUUCAUUGGUAGUGAUCAACGUGCAGAUAGUUAUACUCGAAAAAAUACCUCUACACUUACUAUGGUGGAUGCUGAAUUGUACAUGACCGCACGUGUUUCUCCUAUUUCUUUGACUUAUUUUGCGUUUUGCCUGGAAAAUGGAAGAUACACGGUAGAUCUACACUUUGCUGAAAUAAUGUUCAUAAACGAUCAAACUUAUGGUAGUCUUGGAAGGCGUCUAUUUGAUAUCUAUCUUCAGGGCAAGCCAAUGCAAAAGGACUUCAAUAUUGCAGAAGAAGCAGGAGGAGUUGGUAAGAAAGUCGUAAAGCGAUACAAAAAAGUUGGUGUUACUAAUAAUACAUUAGAGAUCCGUUUAUAUUGGGCUGGAAAAGGGAGAGAGGCUCUCCCAGAUAAAUCAGUAUAUGGUCCUCUUAUAUCAGCUAUAUCGGUGAAAUCUGAUUCUGCACAUCGAAGCAUGUCUGCAGGAACUGUGGUUGGAAUUGUGGUUGCAGCAGCAAUUAUUAUCAUUCUAUUAUUUGUUAUACUUUGGUGGAAAGGAUAUUUUGGAAAGAAAAACUCUUUAGCAAGAGAGCUGAAGAGUUUAGACCUACAAACAGGUGUAUUUACCUUAAGACAAAUCAAAGCAGCAACAAAUAACUUUGAUAUUUCCAAUAAGAUUGGAGAAGGAGGGUUUGGUCCUGUGUACAAGGGUUGUUUACCCAAUGGGACAUUGAUAGCAGUCAAGCAACUUUCUUCUAAAUCAAAGCAAGGGAAUCGUGAGUUUUUAACUGAGAUAAGCAUGAUUUCUGCUUUGCAACACCCUUAUCUUGUUAAACUAUAUGGUUGUUGUGUGGAGGGAGAUCAGUUGUUGCUGAUAUAUGAAUACUUGGAAAACAAUAGUCUCGCUCGUGCUUUAUUUGGUCCAGAGGAACACCAAAUAAAAUUAGAUUGGUCAAGAAGGAAGAAGAUAUGUGUUGGCAUUGCUAAAGGUUUGGCAUUCCUCCAUGAAGAAUCAAGACUGAAGGUUGUUCAUAGGGACAUCAAAGCCACAAAUGUGUUACUUGAUACCAAACUUGACCCAAAGAUAUCUGAUUUUGGUUUGGCCAAGCUGGAUGAGGAGGACAAUACUCACAUUAGCACUAGAAUUGCUGGGACGUAUGGAUAUAUGGCUCCUGAAUAUGCAAUGCAUGGUUAUUUGACAGACAAAGCAGAUGUUUAUAGUUUUGGAGUUGUUGCUCUAGAAAUUGUUAGUGGUAAGAGCAACACCCUUUAUCGGUCAAAGGAGGAAGCAUUCUAUCUUCUUGAUUGGGCACAUUUGUUGAAAGAGAGAGGUGACAUAAUGGAGCUAGUUGAUAGAAGAUUAGGUUCAGAUUUCAGAAAAAAGGAAGUUACGGUGAUGAUCAACGUUGCUCUCCUAUGCACCAAUGCCACUUCAAACCUUAGGCCCUCUAUGUCUUCAGUCGUAAGUAUGCUUGAAGGAAGGACCGUGGUUCCAGAAUUUGUUUCAGAUUCAAGUGAAGUAAUGGAUGAAAACAAGGUAGAAGUAAUGAGGCAAUAUUACUAUGAGAUGGAAGAAAAUACGACAAGUACGUCACAAACACAAAGUCAGAGUUUAUUAAAGGAUGGGUCAUGGACUGCUUCAUCUUCAUCAGCUGCAGAUCUUUAUCCUAUCCACAGUGAUUCUUUCUAUUUGCAGGAAAGAAAUUAAGAGUGGUUGUUGAAACAUAAUUGCAUCUGCCAUCUUGAUGUUCUGCUGCUAUGUCUUGCGUUGAAACUGCGGUAUAUCUUCAAAAUUGAGUAUUGCCUCUCUCUUUUUGUACGUCUCUUUGGCAUUUUUUUAAUAUAUGUUAAGAAAAGUUGGUAGUAUAAUUAAUAUGUAAAUUUUGCGUAAGACUGUUACUAAUAUUGACUUCAAUAUGUUAGCAAAAAGCAUGACAAUAUCAUGUAAAUCAUUAGCUUAAUAACUUUAUUCAUCAUAUAUUGAAAAGAUUUCACUCUCUAAGGUUUAAA